Messenger RNA from Diuraphis noxia (Russian wheat aphid), 1243 nucleotides. RefSeq names its product pancreatic lipase-related protein 2-like. Gene Ontology annotation, molecular function: lipase activity; serine hydrolase activity. NCBI's taxonomy places the organism in Eukaryota, Metazoa, Arthropoda, Insecta, Hemiptera, Aphididae. Gene Ontology annotation, biological process: lipid catabolic process. The record is from RefSeq and is a predicted model, not a curated record.
AUAUAAAACCAUCAUUCAAUAGACGUUCUACGUUAGUGGUUUUUGUUAUAGUUACAUUCGAUAGUUGACUUAUUAUUAAUAUCACCCGUGAUUUUGAAAAAUACAUUUUCAGAAAUGUUUAAUGUUUUGAAAUAUUUUUUUAUAAAUACUUUGUUGAUUGUUUUUGUUUGUGCUCAUAAUGUUCCAUUGCAAAGUGACACAGUCGCCACUUUUAACGGAUUUAAUGAUGGUCAAAAAUACAUUGACGAUAUUAACUUUCAUGAUGAAAAUUAUGGCAAGUACCAAACAUCAAAACAUGUGUUUUACUGGCUUUAUACGAGAGAUAACACAGAUGGUCAACUUUUAAAUAGAAGUGAACCACACAUGAUUGAGUCUACAACGUACAAUCCAUCAAAUCCAACUAAAGUAUUAGUGCACGGUUGGCUUGGUUCUACUAAAGAAAAGGAUAGUCUUUGUAUGUGCAACAUCAAUUCGUAUUUUAAGGUGGGUGAAUACAAUGUGAUUUGUGUGGAUUGGAAACAGUAUUCGACUGAUUUAUCCUACUCAGUUGCAACAAUUCGAGCCAAACACAUCGCUCACGAUAUAGCUAAAGUCCUGAAAAGGAUAACGUAUAACAUGACAGAAGGGGUUGAUACCUUGCAUUUGAUCGGACACAGUAUGGGAGCUCAUAUUGUUGGAUUCGUAGGGAAAGAAUUGGCUGAUCAGAUUCCCCGAAUUACGGGAUUAGAUCCGGCGAAGCCAGAGUACGAAGACAAAGACCCAGAGGACAGACUAGAUAUUACUGAUGCGCAUUUUGUAGACGUUAUGCACACAAAUACUGCCAACAAUGGCUUUGAGAAAUCAAUUGGACAUAUCGAUUUCUUCCCAAACGGAGGGAAGUUACAACCAAAUUGCGAAUAUUCAGACAAAGUUACGGGUUACUGUAGCCAUGUCAAAGCCUAUCAUUAUUACGCACACUCUAUAUGGGCUAAGGAAGAUUAUGUUGCACAUAAAUGUUCCAGUUGGGAUGAAUAUGAAAAUCACAAAUGUGACAACACUGACAGCACUUUUAUGGGMGAGCACGUGGAUGUAAAGCRAACCAAAGAUUACUAUUUGGACGCUAACGUAGAGGACUAAGAAGAGGGAUGUGUGAUGCUUGGCUGUGCUUAAAUGACAAAUGAAUUGUUAUACCUGUAUAUAUAUAUAAUGGACUUAAUGAAAAUAGAAAAUCACGUUGAUUUAUUAUUUGAUUUUUGUUACUUAC